AUGUUACGUCAGUACCAGGUUGUGCUCGUGUCCCUGGCGUGCUUCGCGGCUAAUUGCAGCGGCUCCAGCUCGGAGUAUUUAAUCAUUCGGCAUGGCCGGUCGCGGGUGCGUCACUCGAGCGAGAAGGACCACAUCCGGUGGGGCCUCCAAGUGUUCGACAACUUUACGCUGCUGGACUACGAUGCGGGUGGGAGCGGAAGUGGCUCCGGGGGCGGUUCCGGCAGUGGGGGUAGCGAGGAAACAUCACAGCCAUCACCCGCCAAGGAACUGCCGGCAAACGGUGCGCGCACCGGAAGCACGCUCACGAUACGGUUUGACGAGUCGGAAGAGCUGGAGCGCAUGAUUGAGGUAAGCGAUUUCGAGAACUUGCGCUUCAGUGCGGCCCGCAACACCGGCGGACCGAACGGCGAGCCGGGAUCGAUGCCGCCAACAACUGUCACGACCGGCCGGGACAGGAAGCUUAUCAAGAAGGAGAUAAUGGAAAACAUUCGCCGUACGGUCGACAAGGGGCUCGAGUACCUGAAAUCGCACAACAACCUGGACGAGGUGAAAAUCGAACUCGUCCCAUUUCGGGCCACUGCUGCGAAACACCACUCGACGGCGGGAAGAAAAUGGCCACCAAUCGAACCGACCGACCCAACGGUUGACAGCCGUGGAAGUAAUCGCGCGGAAGAGCAAUCGUACUGGGCGACGAGCAGUUCCAUCCCGGUGGCCGGUGCGUCCAGUCGUCGGCAGGGCGUCAACUCGUUGCCAUGGAUGGAUGAAAUUGCUAAAAGCGUCCAGCGUCCGAUCGGGAGUGCUCAAGUGUCCGCAUCCAAUCAACGACUAAUCUCGUUAGACGCGAUUCCACGGACAGAACCCCCGCCGCUAGCGGUACCAACCGAUCCACCGGAACCGACCGGUUGGAGUUCAGCGUCAAGGGUUGGAUUGGCGAACGGGGAGGAUUAUCCUAAUGACAUGCCGGCGGUCGUUGACAUGGGUAACCCUGGUAAAGAUGGGGCCGAUAAACAACAGCCGGAAAAAGCUGAAGAAGCAAGUGACACGAACGCUGAUGCGCCACAGGAUGACGAUCCGCUGCUGCAGGAUGCCGAAAUGGAGGACGACCCCGCCGGGGAAGAGGAGCUCGAGUCGGACGGCGAGGGCGGUUCCGAGCUGGACAUUAACAAUGUUUUUCACAUGGAGGAGAUCGAUCUGAGCGAGCUGGACGAAACCAGCCGGAACAAUCGGCGCAACCUGAUGCGGGGCCAGGACGUGGUGACGCAGUUUCUGCAGAUCGUCGAGAGCCAGCAUCUGCUCGGGGCAAACUGUACCGCCGGGACGGCCCUCAACCUGGGGGACGGUGUCGUCGACCGGUACGCGCAGGAUCGGUUUCGCGUCGAGGCAGAAAUAGCCGUCAACCGGGCGAACAUGCUGACCAGAAUAUUCAAGUUCUCGUCCGCGGACGUACAAGCGUCCGAGCACCUGUUGCACGCCUCCGUCCUGUCGAUGGUCGAGUUUGACGAUGAUAUUUUUGCCGGCGGAAACUGUUUCGACUGGAACCAGCAUCCGGCCAAGCGCGGUUUGUUCUGCCCGUUCGCCUACCGUCUGCCGCCCCCGGAUCAGGGCGCAUCGCUCGUCAAGGAUCUGGCGCUCGAGUAUCACUACUUGGGCAACACCUCCGAAUGGUUCUUUCUGGCACGCAAGAACGCGGAGAAGGUCAUCGAGCACAACGAGCAGUAUAUUAAAUCUUUUCACGUCUACACCAACAACACCGAGCGACAGGCGGACGAAAUUCUAUCGGUAAAGUACGAGGAUGGACGCUGGUCGAAGCCGUACUACGACUGCGGAGGUGGCAAUAUCUGGAUGCUUACGUACACGGUACCUUUCUUUGGCUACGAGAAUGGGACGUACUUUUUCAAAGGUACAUCUGGCAUCGAUAUCGAUUUAAGGCGCGUCGACAUUGAUCAGUGUCCGCAGAAAAACUCCCCAUCUGGAGCACCCCAGCCACUGAACAUUUUUGCCGGCACGGACAAAUGCAAACAGCGUACGACGGAGUGUACACCCAUUCCCGGGCUUGGCUUUCGACGCGGAUCCUAUCGGUGCAUCUGCCGAAAGGGAUACUACUUUCCCGAUACGACGAUCGAGCAGAAGUAUUUCAACGGCAGCACGCUGGAGGAAGAGUAUGAAAAACUUAUGCUGAGCGAGUACAGCACCUACAGCAUCCCGAACUCGUACGAAUGUUUGCCGUGCGCUGAAGGGUGUGACUCCUGCGAGGAUGCAUCACCGUGUGUGGCUGCCCUGAACUGGCCGAUGCGUACGUCCAUCCUUGUGCUGGCCUGCGCUGUCAUUGGGCUGCUGCCACCGGCGGCCGUGUUUACCUUCAAGUACCAGCAAGUAAAGGUCGUACGUGCUGCCAGUCCGGCAUUGCUGCGUGUAAUUGCAUUGGGCGCAUUUUGCAUUUAUUGUACGUCGGUUGUGAUGUAUCCGCCCCCUUCGCUCUACUCCUGUACCGCCCGCAUUUGGUUGCGGGAAAUUGGAUUUUCCCUGACGUACGGGGCACUGAUGUUGAAAACCUGGCGAAUAUCGGUAAUUUUUCGCGUCCGUUCGGCGAAAGCGGUCAAAAUCACGGAUGCGUACCUGCUGAAGCGGUUGGGCGUGCUGUGCGGUUUCGUAGGAAUUGCAUUGCUGGUCCGGACGUUGGUUGCGCCUCCGGUCGUGAUCGUCGGUCGAACAGCGGACAAUCUGAAGGCGUUUCUGUGCAAAACGGACUGGUGGGAUCAUACCUUCACCUCAAUGGAGGUCCUGUUUCUGGCCUGGGGUGUCCGGCUCUGCAUCAUGGUACGGAAGGCACCGUCCGAGUUUAACGAAAGCCGCUUCAUAUCGAUGGCGAUCUACAACGAAUUUCUACUGACGUGCUUCCUGAAUGUGUCAAUGUUGUUCCUGCAGUCACCGGCUAAUCCCGAUUUAUUGUACAUCAUAUUUUUCUGUCACACGCAGCUCACGGUCACGCUACUGUUGGCUUUGAUUUUUGGCAGCAAGGUGUACCUGGUAUUCCGGGGUGGUGGCAAACAUCAGGACGACCCAACCGGGCUCGGCAUCAAACCGUCCGGUGCCAAAUUUAUUAGCCGCUCGCACGGACGAACAUUCGCCAACGCUAGCAGCGUCACGACGUCUACCGCUCAGCUCGGAGCCAACAUGGCCAAUGAAGGCCGGUUGACGGAAACGGAAGCACUGGAAGAGCUGAAGCUUCUUUACACCCAGCUACAGCGGCUGUACGAGCGCAUUCCACAGCGUGGUGCAGCUAUUCUGACCGUCGCUAGUCUGAUGGAAGCUUGCCGUACCACGUCGCUUCGGCCACCACCUGCCAUCGGUGCGCCCAGCCCACUGAAAGCGAUCCAGAGCGCCGGUAUGACGGGCGCACCGGACGGCUUAUCGAUGGCAUCGGGGGCAACGGGCAUCUUGGCAGCCACUCCCACCACCAUACAGAGGAUGGACAAGAGCACUAACACCAACACGACGGCAACGAUCCCGAACGGGUCAGUGGCGACUGCACCCGGAAAUGGGUCGAUCGUUCCGAUGCCUUCCCAGACGCGCAUCACCAUCACGGACGAUGCGGACGGCGUGCAGGAAGCCGGAGACCGGGAACGCCACAAACUGGGGGCCCGUUCGAUCGACGGCAGUGUCUUCCGGCUCGACCAUCAGCAGCUGCAGUGCAUGUGCAGUGGGGCGGGCGACGAGGAACCGUACGCCGGCAGGGAUGGGCUCUCGCGCUCGAUGGACCUGGAGGUGGGCGGACGGAACAAUAAUUGCUGCUGCAGCUGUAGUUGCUGCUCCACGACUCGUACCACCGGCAAUCGGCAGCAACAGCAGCAGCAACAGCAACAUCGGCGUACCGAUAGUGUGAUAAAUAAUUCCACCAGUGCCGUGCUGCUGAACAGUGCAAGCGGUGCGGUUAAUUGUAAUUGUAAGAUAAGUGGAGUGAACGACAAAUCCGGUUCCGGUGCAGUGAGCACCGUUGCCGGCCGGCGGAAACCGGACGUGGACGGUGCGGUGAGUGCGGUGCCGUUGCAUAAAGCCAAACAACACACCUCGGAGCUGGUGCUGAACUGUCAGUUUGUCGGUGGGAGUAAUGGUGGUGGUGAUUGCGGGUUGGGGUACGUUGCACCGAACGGUGCCAGCACGGUCGGUGAGCACCGGAAGCAGCAACAGCAACAGAACUCGGAACAGCACCAUCAUCAUGCACCUUCCCAUCCCCAGCAUCAUCAGCGUGCCUCCAGCACCAGCGAGUGUGGUGAGUUCAGUACAAACGCUUUCGAAUCUUGUGAUAAUCUGCUACAUCAGCAGCACCACUACCAGCCACAGCAGCAACCCCCACACCACCACCAACCGAACCAGCAGCGGCACAAGCUAACGGGCAGCGGUGCCGGUGACAGUGUAGAUAGCCAUGCCACCCAAACGGGCCCGACGGUGGCCGGUACCCUCGCCCAGCUAACACCCGCGACGGACGAGGCCACGAUCCGGUCGGUGAAUUUAGAAAAGUUUAACAAAUUGUACGCCAAUAACAACAGUAGGAUAGAUAGCCUGAAAGAGCACUUUCUCAUGCGGAACGCACUCACGACCGCGCUGCAGAAUCUCGAAAUUGAAAAUCGGUCCCGCGGUGCGAUGGGCCAUGGACGCCUUCGACCACGGCAUGCGAGUGACGACGACGGUGGGGACAGUGCGGACCGUGGCUUACCGGAACCGCGAGAUGUAGGGGACGACCAAUCACGCAUCGUCAUCCGUGGGACGGCGGUUCCCGCGGUCAGUAAUCCCGGUGCGGAUGAAGCAAUCAAUAGUAAAUGCAAUAGUAGCAAUAGUAGCACCAGUAGCUGUAACAGUAGCAGAAGCAGUGGUACUAAUAAGCGAAACAACAAUGACAACAGUCAGAGCAGCAGCCGAAACAGCAACAGUACGAAUAACAGUGCCAACACACCGGAAACAUCGGCUGCCGGAGAGGGCGGUGGCGUUGGAGGUGAUGGCGGUGAGGCAGGGAGCGGUGCGAGCGGGAGUGCCGAGGUGGGUAGUUCUAGUGGUGGUGUUGGUGGAAGCAAAAAGAAGAAAUCACCCGAUAAGCGACUCGUUAUCGAUUUGAACGAUCGCUCCAAAUACACGGAAGAGGUAUCGGUAUGA
This is a messenger RNA of Anopheles moucheti, 5148 nucleotides long. RefSeq lists its product as uncharacterized. Lineage: Eukaryota; Metazoa; Arthropoda; Insecta; Diptera; Culicidae. The transcript has 13 exons. The record is from RefSeq and is a predicted model, not a curated record. Gene Ontology annotation, biological process: G protein-coupled receptor signaling pathway. The coding region runs from base 1 to 5148 and encodes 1715 amino acids. Gene Ontology annotation, molecular function: G protein-coupled receptor activity. Gene Ontology annotation, cellular component: membrane.